Rhincodon typus (whale shark) is the source of this 2217-nucleotide messenger RNA. RefSeq names its product insulin-like growth factor 2 mRNA binding protein 2a (gene igf2bp2a). The coding region runs from base 13 to 1824 and encodes 603 amino acids. The record is from RefSeq and is a predicted model, not a curated record. Gene Ontology annotation, biological process: nervous system development; regulation of gene expression. Gene Ontology annotation, cellular component: nucleus; cytosol; cytoplasm. Lineage: Eukaryota; Metazoa; Chordata; Chondrichthyes; Orectolobiformes; Rhincodontidae. Gene Ontology annotation, molecular function: mRNA 3'-UTR binding. The transcript is spliced from 16 exons.
UUUAGAGAGAUCAUGAACAAGUUGUACAUUGGCAAUCUGAGUUCCAGUGUCACCGCCGCCGACCUCCAGCAACUCUGCGAGCAGAGGGAGCUCUGCAUCGGGCAAGUCCUCCUCAAAUCCGGCUAUGGCUUCGUGGAUUGCCCCGACGAGAACGCGGCGAUCAGAGUCAUCGAGACCUUGUCCGGCAAAGUGGAACUUCAUGGCAAGGUGAUCGAAGUUGACUACUCUGUCCCUAAAAAGCAGAGGAGUCGGAAAAUUCAAAUCCGCAACAUCCCGCCUCAUCUGCAGUGGGAGGUAUUGGAUGGGCUCCUGGCUGAACAUGGCACAGUGGAGAAUGUGGAACAAGUUAAUACGGACAGUGAGACGGCGGUCGUCAACGUGACGUAUGAAACAAAGGAACACGCGAAGAUUGCAGUUGAGAAGCUGAAUGGACACCAGUUUGAAAGGUACGCGCUGAAGGUCUCCUACAUCCCUGACGAGGAGGCCAUGCAGCCCCCAGCCCCGAGGGCGCGGCGGGGGCCCGGGGGCCGCUCCAGCCGGGAUCACGGCCACUCGCCUGGACCCCCGCCCCCGCCCAAGCAGCUGGACGUGCCCCUCCGCAUCCUGGUGCCCACCCAAUUUGUGGGCGCCAUCAUCGGCAAAGAAGGACUGACCAUCAAGAACAUCACCCAGCAGACCCAGUCCAAAAUCGAUAUCCAUCGAAGGGAGAAUGCAGGAGCCGCAGAGAAAGCCAUCACCAUUCACUCCACAGCAGAGGGCUGUACAGCCGCCUGUCAAAUGAUCCUCAAAAUCAUGCACAAGGAGGCACAGGAAACCAAAUUCGCUGAGGAGAUCCCGUUGAAAAUCCUCGCUCACAACGGUUUCGUGGGGCGGCUGAUCGGCAAAGAGGGACGUAACCUGAAGAAAAUGGAACAGGAAACAGAGACCAAAAUAACCAUCUCUCCGUUACAGGACUUGACGCUGUAUAAUCCAGAGAGGACCAUCACUGUAAGGGGCAGCAUUGAAGCCUGCUCAAAAGCUGAAGUAGAAAUUAUGAAGAAACUCAGAGAGGCUUAUGAAAAUGACCUUGCUGCUAUGAAUCAACAAGCAAACUUGAUCCCGGGGUUGAAUUUAAAUACCCUGGGGAUUUUCUCGUCCGGACUGCCAGUACUUCCAUCGACAAGUCGGCCCCGUGGAGCUGCCUCUUCCUACAGUCCGUUUGUGAGUCAACUGUGCUACCCUGGUGCCCUGUACAAUACACCUGCAGUCGGUACAAUGGCCCAGCUGUAUUCUUCAUCUCCUUCCCAGCAGACGUCGGAGCAGGAGGUCGUGCACUUGUUCAUCCCAACCCAAGCCGUGGGCGCCAUCAUUGGGAAGAAAGGUCAGCAGAUCAAGCAGCUGUCCAAGUUUGCCGGGGCGUCGAUUAAGAUAGCUCCUCCCGAGGGACCCGAAGCGAAUGAGAGGAUGGUGAUUAUCAUCGGUUCGCCAGAGGCUCAGUUUAAGGCUCAAGGCCGGAUCUACGGCAAGCUGAAGGAGGAGAACUUCUUUAGCCCGAAGGAAGAGGUCAAACUGGAGGCAAACAUCAAGGUCCCAUCCUCCGCAGCCGGAAGGGUCAUUGGCAAAGGAGGCAAGACGGUGAAUGAGCUGCAGAACAUCACAUGUGCCGAGGUGAUUGUACCCCGGGAUCAAACACCGGACGACAACGACGAGGUCAUCGUGAAAAUAAUUGGGCAUUUCUUUGCCAGUCAGACGGCUCAGCGAAAAAUUCGAGAGAUUGUGCAAAAGGCAAAGCAUCAGGAACAGAAACAACAGGCAGGAGGCAUUGCUUCACAGCGCAGCAAGUGAAGCAGGAUGGAGCUGGGGACGAGAGGAGCAAUUGUAGCCCUUCUGACACGUGAACGUGAGAGACGGACAGGACGGGAACGAACCAAAGAAACAACAAGACAAAUGAAACAAACAAAACAAAAAAAAAACAAACAAACAGACGCGGAGAGGAUGUUUCCCAACCAGUGGUCGUGGCUGUGCAGAUACGGCAAGAGGUUUUUGAAGAUGGAGGGAGCAGUGACUGGCAGCAGUCCUCCCAGAGUUUCUGGACAAUCUCUCGCUUUGCCCUGGUUUGUCUUGUUGAGUAACCUGGCUGAAUCGUAGACCAUUCAGGAAAUUGAGCAGGCACUUGGGCCGUGGUAGUGUGAAUAGGGUUUUUUUUAUAUAAUAAAAUUGAAACUAGUUCUGGUUUAA